Messenger RNA from Condylostylus longicornis, 894 nucleotides. RefSeq lists its product as uncharacterized. The coding region runs from base 1 to 894 and encodes 297 amino acids. The record is from RefSeq and is a predicted model, not a curated record. NCBI's taxonomy places the organism in Eukaryota, Metazoa, Arthropoda, Insecta, Diptera, Dolichopodidae. The transcript is spliced from 2 exons.
AUGCCAAAUGAUAAUACCAACAUAACCUAUCGUUCGGAAUGUGAGGAGGUGUACAUAUCUGCCAAAUCUUUACUCACUUCAUUAAUUUCUAAUAAAAAACAAGACUUGGGUUCUCAAUCUACUGAACUUAAUCAAUCUUUUAUACUAAAAUCAACUCAAGCAACCAAUCUUUACAAAAUUAAACUGCCUAGAUUCGAUGGAAAGUAUUCUGAAUACCCUAACUUCAUCGUGAGCUCAUUGGAUGGGAUUGCCAAAAAUGCUGUUCGUGAAUUUCGAAUUUCGGAUGAAAAUUAUCCAAAAAUUCUCAAACAUUUAAAUUAUAGAUUUAACAACAAAACGUUAAUGUUUCAAGAACUAAUUGGAGAAUUAUUUCAGUUGCCUAAAAUAACGAGGGCCACUGCAACAAAUCUUAGAAAUAUGGUUGACAGUGUUAACGCUAUUUUAAGCUCCAUGCUAUCUAUUGGUUCUGUUGAGAACAUUGCGAAUUCAAUGAUUAUUUAUGUCGUAAUGAGUAAAUUAGAUGCUGAGUCACAAAAUAAAUGGGAAGAAACCGUUGAUUUUUCAAAUUUAUUGAGUUGGCAGGAUUGCUCUAAGGUUCUAAGUAAAAGAUGCCAGUUCCUUGAGUGCAAAGAGGUCAAACAAUCUUCUUCGCUGUCCGCUAAAUUUCGAAACAAAUCGUUUUCUCACAACUCAACAGCACUUUCGGUAUCACAAUCGGGAGCUCGAAAUUCGUCGUCGUGUCUUAUUUGCAAUGAUAAUAGUCACACCAUUUAUAAAUGCAAAACAUUUUCUGAAUUACCCGUAAUAACUCGCUUUCAAAACAUAUAUAAUGAAAAGGUUCAUAUAAUAUGUAAAUUAGGAUGGUUUUUGAAGAGUUGUAUGAAGUAUGAAUAA